AUGAAAUCUCUCUCUCCGCACAUGCUCCCGGUGGGAGAGCCCAACCCACCCAACGAGAAGCAUUCUGUAAGCGUGUCCCUGCCGACAUGGGAGUCUGUCGCUGCUUGGGGCCGUCGAGAGCAAUGGCUGUUGGACUCAUUGCAUACUUGCUAUCCACGGUUUGGCAUGCAUCCAUCAGUACGCAAACUGAUGGAUGCCGUAUGUGCUCGACUGCGCGCCCCCAAGGAUUUGAGCUGUCUGAUCUUUCCCUCGGCCGAUGCCGCCGCCAGGUGUACAGCCCGACUAUCAGCUGAACACCCCAAGGAAGCGUGCCACACUAUCAAAUUUCAAUCACACCAGCCAGCAGACGAAGAAGCUCUACGAUGGGCCGCUUUCUUUGUCGUCCUGUUUCCACAGGCAUGUGACUCCACCGCCAUGCAUUUCUGGAAAGUGUUUGGGGAUGGAAUCGCGGGUCGUCAUGCAGAGCAUUGCCUCGCGGCGCUUCCCUCGAUGAAUUCUUACUCAAAGAAUACUAACUUUGAAACUUCAGCCACCUGCCGAGAUCAUUCCACCUGGGAUCUGCAAUGGGUCAACUCGGCUGCGGCCGAAAAGAAAUCUAUCCGGAGUUUGAUUGCACGUUUGGUCAGUUCCGACCAGCAGGGUUAUCGUCCCGUCAGCAGUCACGACGUCUUUCUCUACCCUAAAGGAAUGUGUGCCAUUGCAGCAGUAGCUAGGGCCUUGGUACCUCAAUCUGCAGAGCUCUCUGAGGCGGUAAUCUACGGAUGGCCAUACGCCGAAACUCCGCUCUGUGUCAAAGAAAGUGAUUACAAACGAUCUACUCUGCUCAGCGCUGGAAGUAAACAAGAACUAGAUGAGUUGGAAUCCUCCCUUGCGGCCGGUCGUCGCAUUCAGGUUCUGUUCUGCGAGGUUCCUUCCAAUCCACAACUGCGAACCCCUGACCUGCCGCGAAUUCGUGCCCUGGCUGCACAAUAUAAUUUCGUUGUAGCAGUCGACGACACGCUCGGUACUUUCGUCAACAUCGAUGUUUUACCCUAUGUCGAUGUGAUUAUGACCAGCUUAACGAAGAUCUUCAGCGGCAUGUGUAACGUGAUGGGGGGAAGCGUCGUUGUAAAUCCCCAAUCGUCCCACUAUACCACGAUUCACUCAGCUCUCACAGCGCUUUACGAGGAUACGUAUUUCCCUCUCGAAGCCAUGAUUAUGGCCCAGAAUGCCUCCGACUUUGAAGAGCGAGUCAAGCGAUGCAAUGCCAAUGCCCACACAAUCGCCAAUUUACUCGCGAAACAUUCUUCGGUGGCCCAAUUGUAUUAUCCUAGCUUAGUACCCUCACGGCAAUUCUACGAUCAGGUGCGGCGCAAGGAUGGUGGCUACGGGUAUUUGCUUAGCAUUGUUUUCCAUAAACCCGAGACUGCUAUGCGCUUUUAUGACCUGCUGGACAUUUGUAAAGGACCUAGCGUCGGGACCAACUUCUCUCUGGCGAUUCCAUACUGCCUGCUGGCGCACUUUCGGGAGCAGGACUGGGCCGAAUCCGAGGGUGGAAUAGACAGACAUAUGGUCAGAAUCAGCGUUGGGUUAGAGAGAGAAGAGGAUCUAAUUGCGAGGGUCCAGGAUGCGUUGACGGCAGCUACGGCAGAUUACUGA
Molecule: messenger RNA, 1638 nt
Organism: Aspergillus bombycis
Lineage: Eukaryota; Fungi; Ascomycota; Eurotiomycetes; Eurotiales; Aspergillaceae
Product: putative cystathionine gamma-synthase
Exons: 5
Coding region: 1-1638 (545 amino acids)
Biological process (GO): transsulfuration
Molecular function (GO): cystathionine gamma-synthase activity; pyridoxal phosphate binding
Source: RefSeq, a predicted model, not a curated record